GUAUAAAAUAUCAAUAUGUCGAUGUUUCAGAAUGUAUGUGUUCACUGCGCUCACAAUAUCAGCAUUCUUUGCUGUGCUGAUAAUGGUUCCUCAACCUUACAUGGAUGAAAUUUUUCAUGUUCCACAAGCUAUGCAUUAUUUAGACGGAAAUUUUUCUACAUACGAUCCCAAAAUUACAACUCCACCCGGAUUGUAUUUUUCAAGCCUUUUAUGUGCUGUGUUACCACCUUUCAAUCCGGUAAUGCUACGUGGAGUGAAUAUUGUAUUUGGUUUAAUGACUUAUCACUGCCUUCGAAAUUUUUUCCAAAGUGAUUUUCAAGCUUCAAUUGGGUCUAUGCUUCCAUUUAUGUGGUUUUUCAAUCACCUGUUUUAUACCGACAGCGGUGCAACUUUUUUCAGUUUAUUUGCUGUUUAUAAUUCUUUGCAUUCUAAUAACUUCAAGAGCGGGUUGAUGUGUAUCCCUGGCUUGCUAUUCCGACAAACUAAUUUAAUAUGGACCUUCUACGCAGCUUCAAUUAUUGUAGUGUCAUCUCUAAAGAAGUUCAGUUUCUCCUCUGAUGAAUCCUUAAAACCAUUUUUUGAACCAGCAAGUUCUUUUCUCGAAGAAUUAAGUUUUAGAAGCUUCUUAAGUGUCGGUAAAAAUUUACUGAAAACUUGCUUAUGUUUUCAGUUUAUUAAGAACGUCAUAGUAAAUUGUAGCUUACAUUUAUUGUGUCUAAUAGCAUUCAUGACUUUCGUUUUUUGGAAUGGAUCCGUUGCACUCGGGGAUAAAGAAAAUCACGCUGUAACUGUGCAUCUUGCUCAGAUUCCUUAUUUUUUCCUUUUUGUUUUCUUAUUUUCGCCUUUCAGAUUUUUACCAACUUAUCAUCAGUUGACGAAGUUGCUCAACCGCAAAAUGUUAGUUGCUUUUUCCCUAUUGCUACCCCUAGUUUAUUGGUGUGUUCAUUAUCAUGCUGACCCUCAUCCUUUUUUGUUGGCAGAUAAUAGACAUUUUACAUUCUAUCUAUGGAAAAAGUUACUGAAUAGAAAUCAGGAGACUAAACUUGCAUUGGUUCCAUGCUACUCAGCAUGUGUGAUUUUGGUAGUUCGGAAACUAGCAAAAACUUUGAACAUAAUUCAGCUCAUUUGUCUUCUGGCUUCAAUAUUUAUCGUGUUAUCAGCCACGCCUCUUUUUGAGUUUCGAUAUUUCAUCGUGCCGUCUUUAUUGGUGUAUGUAUCAUGCAAACCAGAACCCUCUCUUGAAAAGAUGCAAUCUUUUUUUGAUUUAACAUUAUACGCAGUCGUCAACGGAUUAACGAUGUACUUAUUUUUGUAUUGCCCGUUUAAGUGGCCAAGCGAGCCUGGAAAGCUUCAGCGAUUUAUGUGGUAGCGGUCUUGUUUAUUUAUUUGCUGUUUUGAGUUUGCUGAAAGAAAUCUUGA
Molecule: messenger RNA, 1419 nt
Organism: Symsagittifera roscoffensis
Lineage: Eukaryota; Metazoa; Xenacoelomorpha; Acoela; Convolutidae
Product: putative Dol-P-Glc:Glc(2)Man(9)GlcNAc(2)-PP-Dol alpha-1,2-glucosyltransferase
Exons: 1
Coding region: 32-1369 (445 amino acids)
Biological process (GO): protein N-linked glycosylation; dolichol-linked oligosaccharide biosynthetic process
Cellular component (GO): endoplasmic reticulum
Molecular function (GO): dolichyl pyrophosphate Glc2Man9GlcNAc2 alpha-1,2-glucosyltransferase activity
Source: RefSeq, a predicted model, not a curated record